This is a messenger RNA of Etheostoma spectabile (orangethroat darter), 2771 nucleotides long. It is a transcript of the gene vps26a, whose product is annotated as VPS26, retromer complex component A. The record is from RefSeq and is a predicted model, not a curated record. Bases 251 to 1237 code for a protein of 328 amino acids. Lineage: Eukaryota; Metazoa; Chordata; Actinopteri; Perciformes; Percidae. The transcript is spliced from 9 exons. Gene Ontology annotation, biological process: intracellular protein transport.
UUCUGGAUCAAGCAGCAAUUGUAACACAAAGUCACUUAAUAUUUUUUUUAAUAAUAUAGCUACAGUAAUGUGAACAGUGUGUAUGGUGUCUUCAACCUAUGGCUGUAUCCCAGGAACGUUUUUAGCCUCCUCCCCCUGACAACACACACAUGACCCGGGUCACAUGAGCCUUGAAACUACCUCCUGGUUCAGACAGACGGGCUACACGGAUCGAGGCUAGCUGUUAGCUUCAACUGUCUACACGGCCGACAUGAGUUUCCUAGGAGGUUUAUUUGGGCCGGUAUGUGAGAUAGACGUACUGCUGAACGAUGCAGAGAACAGAAAAACAGCCGAGUUGAAGACAGAAGAUGGCAAAGUGGAGAAACACUACCUGUUCUACGACGGAGAGUCUGUGUCUGGCAAGGUGAAUCUAAAUGUGAAGCAGGGAGGAAAGCGACUGGAGCAUCAGGGCAUCCGCAUUGAGUUUGUUGGACAGAUAGAGCUGUUCUCUGAUAAGAGCAACACCCAUGAAUUUGUGGACUUGGUGAAAGAGUUGGCUCUACCUGGAGAACUCACCCAGAACAGGAGCUACGACUUUGAGUUCAUGCAGGUGGAGAAGCCCUAUGAGUCCUAUACUGGAGCGAAUGUCAGGCUAAGGUAUUUCCUCAGGGUUACAAUAGUUCGUCGUCUGUCUGACUUAGUGAAGGAAUACGAGCUGAUUGUCCACCAGUUAGCCACCUACCCAGACGUCAACAACUCGAUCAAGAUGGAAGUUGGCAUAGAAGACUGUCUGCACAUUGAGUUUGAAUACAAUAAAUCAAAAUACCACCUUAAGGAUGUGAUUGUUGGGAAGAUCUACUUCCUGCUGGUCAGGAUCAAGAUCCAACACAUGGAGCUACAACUCAUCAAGAAGGAGAUAACCGGCAUAGGUCCCAGUACUACCACAGAGACAGAGACAGUUGCAAAGUAUGAAAUAAUGGAUGGAGCUCCAGUUAAAGGAGAAUCAAUCCCCAUCAGACUGUUCCUGGCCGGAUAUGACUUGACACCCACCAUGAGGGAUGUUAACAAGAAGUUCUCUGUACGCUACUUCCUUAAUCUGGUGCUGGUAGAUGAAGAGGACAGAAGAUACUUUAAACAACAGGAGAUUGUUUUGUGGAGGAAAGCUCCAGAGAAGAUCAGGAAAAGAAACUUCCAUCAGCGUUACGAGUCACCCGAGCCCCGAACCCAGCCAGUUGAUGCAGAGCAGCCAGAGAUGUGAAGGUGAUGCUAUGAACUGAAAAUACACACAGACACACACCAACUCUUCACUGCUGAACAGCCAGAGGUGUGAGGGCUGCCACACGAUCUCCCUGGACUGAGAAAUGUAUACAUGAAUACAUACAACAUCCCCGUCACCACUCCACAGCUUCAGAUGUGAGCUGUCCGACCACCUUCACUCUCUCCCCCAGGACUGAAACACACUUGUAUACAGAUGCACAAGCAUACCAUCCCAGAAGGUUGAAAGCUGAAUGUCAAGGCCGGAAUGCAAAUCAAACAGACCCAAGUAAGGAACAGUGAGGCAGCCUAUUUUAUCUUGGCGUCUCCGACUGAAAACAUGCAUACAUUUAUACACAAUUGAAGCCAUACAGUCUCACUUUGCUGAAUGCAUAAUAAAAAAGGAGCAAAAAGGACAUGGCUACAGACCACUAUACCACAUCAUUUAUCCCUUUCUUCUGCAACAGGAGCUUCUUUUGUGUGCAUAUUUGGACAGCACUUAUCCAGGACUUUCUCUUCUCUACAACAUUUCUAGAGUCUGGAUGGGCUAGCCAGUGGUUUAAAGUAUUUAUGACGUGGGGAUCAGCCGAAGGACAUGACAAGCUAAGCCAUGAGUCAACACACGCACUCUGUUUAUCCACAAUAAGUUAGUUAAAGUUAUGAUGUUGCCACUGUGCUCUUGUUGAUCCGUUUAACUGGGAAAUCAAGAGUUUCCCAGUUGUUGGUAAGUAUGUUGCAACAGUCCACAGACUGCUUCUUCCAUGUACUGUUCCAUGUCUGUUUGGUGCAACAAAUGUCCAUCUGAACAUAAAUGUCAUCUUAUAUUUCAUCUUCAAAUGCGGCUGUUUUUUGAUAAAAUUAAAAGAUGUUCCAAUUUUGAAUGUCAUUUAUUUCAUAAAAUAAUUUAAUCAUAUAAAAUUUAGAGCUGCAACUAAUGAUAAAUUGCAUUAUAGACUUAACUGCAUAUUCUCAAUUCAUUGACUAUUUGUUUAGUCUAAAGAAAUGUUAUUAAAAAUUGUUUGACCAGCAGUCCAAAAAUAUUUAAUUUACAAUUACAUAAUGGAGAGAAACACAGCCAAUGCUUACAUUGGAGAAGCUAGAACUGGAGAAUGUUUGUAGUUUUUACCUUAAAAACAGCUGAAACAUUUAAUCGACCAUCAAAGUUAGCAAUUAGUUUUCUGACAAUUCACAAAUUGAUUAAUCGACUAAUCAUUGCAGCUCUAAAGGCAUCAUGCAUUCAAAGUUGCUGCUUGUAAAAGAUUCUUGAGCUCAAUUCAACAUUACAGUCUUUUGUUAAGAUGAAUAUUUGAUGCAGUAUUCACUGAUGAGGUAUGUCUGCUUACUACAGGAUUUCCUCCAAACUGAUUUGGCAAUUCACCCCUAGGUUUUCUUAAGUCAAGAUGUUUCUCUGGUACAGGGCCUUUUGCUUGAUCUUUAAAGUGCUGUUUAUUUAUGACUAAUCUUAAAGAAUAGAAACCAUUUGUUGUUUGUUGUCCCUAAGAUAUUUUAAGGGUCCGGUCACCCAAAUUACAAAAAAA